AUGUGCCCCGCAGAUAUGCGGGCAGUAGGGAAGAGAGCUUUAGAUUGGGAUUUGAAUGAUUGGAAAUGGGAUGGUGAUCUUUUUAUUGCUAGCCCUUUGAAUCUGGUGCUAUCAACAAGUAUGAGUAGGCAAUUUUUCCCUCUUGGGGUUGGGAUAGGAAUUCCAACCACUGGGAAUUCGUCCGACUGUUCAUCCUCAUGCUCUAAUGAAGUGAAUCUGGGAGAUGAGAAAGGAAAGAGGGAAUUAGAGAAAAGGAGAAGGGUUGUCGUCAUUGAUGAUGAUAAUUUGAAUGAUCUAGAAACCAAUGGAAAAAAGACUAAAUUACGUGAAAAUAGUGCUGAUUUUCUUGGCAACUACAAUGAUGCAGUCCUGAAGAAUGUGGAAAUUUUGGCCUUUGGUGGGGACACUAUGGCACCAGGCGGAGCCUCCAAAAGGUCGUGUACAAGGAGGGGAGAGGGCCACGUACCCCCUACGGUAGUCUCAGAGACCGCAAGAUUUUAG
Messenger RNA from Dovyalis caffra, 501 nucleotides. The record is from the annotation of a GenBank genome assembly. Lineage: Eukaryota; Viridiplantae; Streptophyta; Magnoliopsida; Malpighiales; Salicaceae.